Molecule: messenger RNA, 936 nt
Organism: Penicillium cataractarum
Lineage: Eukaryota; Fungi; Ascomycota; Eurotiomycetes; Eurotiales; Aspergillaceae
Product: EGFR-like transmembrane domain-containing protein
Exons: 2
Coding region: 1-936 (311 amino acids)
Source: RefSeq, a predicted model, not a curated record
AUGUCGAACUCGAGCUCGAAUCAUUUCACCUGCCCGUCAGGCGGUACCUGGUACGUGUGCCCGGACGCGCCGUACUUCGUCGGCUGCUGCUCCUCGGAUCCAUGCACAAACGUCGACGCAAACAGCACCGCGCCAUGCCCCGACCUCUAUCCCGCCUCCUUUGACGGCUCUAUAUUCGAUAAGCUCUUGCCCAACUUGUGCAUCGGCUCCGCGAACACCAACUGGUAUACCUGCAACUCGACGCACCCGCCCUUCCUCGGCUGCUGCUCGAGUCGUGCUUGCGACCAGACCGGGGGGUGCCCGGCCGAUGAUUUACUUGCCGCUGCGUGGAGCUCGUCCCGUCAGGGUCAAUUCACCCUAUUCCAGGACGAGGGCACAGGCGAUGACAAUGAUAAAGGUAGUGGCGGAGGGGGUGGGCUAUCCGGCGGUGCGAUCGCGGGAAUCGUGGUUGGGGCUAUUGCAGCGCUGGUGAUUGUCGGAGCUCUCCUCUGGCUUUUCAUGCGGAGAAGGAACAAGAAGGCUGCUGCGAUGAGUGGACACGGGCGCACGCCAUCUGUUGUCGAGGGCGAGCAGCAGAGGAUGUAUCCAGGCGAAUAUGGAUAUCAGCAUCCAUCCCCGAUGUCGCCGUACCAUGACUCGCAAUACUCCAGCCCCUCCGGCACGACAACUGGGGCAGGAAAGAACCCAAAAUACAUGUCAACUUCCUCAGCAGGCAUCAGCCUGCCCUCGCUCUCUCCCGGACUACCCUCAGAAACCGGACGGUCAAUUCCAGAAUUGUACUCGAAUACCGGGAGCGAGGAUAUGUUGCAGCAGAAAUGGGCGCCAGGCCAGAACUACGGGCUCGGUGUGCAUGGAGCACAAAAAUCAGAGCCAAUACAGGAGUUGGACAGCAAUGUGGCCAAGGUGCAUGAGCUGGACGGAGGAAAUCGGACAUGA